AUGAAUCCAGAGAACGAUGGAAAUAUCACCUGCAAAAUCGAUCAACAUCCAGUAGACUACUUGAUCGAUUCAGGAGCAGCAAUCAACACGAUUACUGAACAAGUUUGGGAGAGACUUGUGAAUGUCAAUGCAACUCUGUUCAAAAAAAGAUUCCACUGUGACCGAAAGUAUCUGGCUUACGCUACCCAAGAACCAUUGCAGGUAUUGGUAAUAUUCGAAGCAUGGAUUUCGAUAAAUGAAUCCAAACCGAAGAGUUACGCCGAAUUUUUUGUCAUUGAAGGGUCCCAAAAAUCACUACUAAGUAAAAGAACGGCAGAAGAUCUAAAGGUGUUGAAAGUCGGGCUUGAGGUGAAGUUGUCGAUAGAUAAAAGGGUACCGCCGAGAAAAAUCGCAUACUUACGAAUUCCUGUGGCUAUGGAAAAGAAGGUCGAUCAAAAAUUAUUGGAAAUGUUGAACGGUGAUCUUAUUGAACCGGUCGUAGGUCCCUCGGAAUGGAUAUCACCAAUGGUUGUAGUACCCAAGGGCAAAGAUGAUAUUAGGCUGUGUAUCAACAAUGAAGCAAUAAAACACUCUCGAGAUAUCACUACAUUCAUGACGAGCCGGGGCUUAAUGAGAUUCAAACGGCUCAUGUUCGGAAUCAAUUGUGCCCCGGAGAUAUUUCAGCGGGUGAUGACCGAGAUGUUAGUCGGAAUCGAGGGCGUUGUGGUGUAUAUCGACGAUGUUGUAGUGGCUGGAAGCUCAAAAGGAGAACACGACGCCCGUCUCCAGCAAGUACUGGCUGUUCUCAACAAAAACUGUGCCACUUUGAACAAAGCCAAGUGUCUUAUUGGAGUAACCGAACUGGAGAUCUUGGGUUUCAAUGCCAGAAACUAA
Molecule: messenger RNA, 873 nt
Organism: Toxorhynchites rutilus septentrionalis
Lineage: Eukaryota; Metazoa; Arthropoda; Insecta; Diptera; Culicidae
Exons: 4
Coding region: 1-873 (290 amino acids)
Source: RefSeq, a predicted model, not a curated record